Nematostella vectensis (starlet sea anemone) is the source of this 4175-nucleotide messenger RNA. Its product is annotated as leishmanolysin-like peptidase. The coding region runs from base 1706 to 3796 and encodes 696 amino acids. Gene Ontology annotation, biological process: cell adhesion; proteolysis. NCBI's taxonomy places the organism in Eukaryota, Metazoa, Cnidaria, Anthozoa, Actiniaria, Edwardsiidae. Gene Ontology annotation, molecular function: metalloendopeptidase activity. The record is from RefSeq and is a predicted model, not a curated record. The transcript has 2 exons. Gene Ontology annotation, cellular component: membrane; cytoplasm.
AAGUUUUGAAAUACAUGAGCUUGAUGAGUGUAUCUACUGAAUAUAUUUUAGCGUGCUAUAUUUCUGUGCUUCUAUGAGGCUUCUUGCCUGUCGCGGUAUUUAGCAAGUGGUGUUGUGUGUAAAUGUGCUUGGGUGAGUACACCCCAAUGAAACACCUGUCAUCCCUCAGCAAUAGAGAGCUUACAGUACCAGUUACUUACGGGGGGAGGGGUGGUAAGAUAAUUACAUCAAAAUAUGGUCCUGGAUUCGUGCAAACAGGUAACUUGGCCAUCACAGUUUGGAUGUCACUUGGAAAAUCAUCUGGAUUAGCACUCAUGUUAUUCUCUUUCCACUCCAAAAUUAAUUAUAAUUGCUUGAUAGUUGCUGAUAAGAAAAUACAUGAUAAUGUAUAGCAAGCGAUUUUUAGGCCCAAAACGACUUUUCUUGCCAAACCUGUGAUUUGUAGGGCCUUGAUUACGAGAAACGAAAUGAAAGCUGCGGCGUUUAAACGAGUAUGAAACGGAUAAUGUAUGGCUAUAGGACAAAGUGAAAUGCGUGACUAAGCCUGUGGUAGAGCAGUAAAAUGCGUGAUUAUAGAACAAAGUGGAAUGGAUGACUAUGGUACAGCAGUGAAAUUCGUGAUUAUAGAACAAAGUGGAAUGGAUGACUAUGGUACUGCAGUAGAAUGCAUAAUUAUAGAACAAAGUGGAAUGCGUGACUAUGGGAGAGCAGUAGAAUGCGUGAUAAUAUAACAAAGUGGAAUGCGUGACUAUGGAAGAGCAGUAGAAUGCGUGAUAAUAUAACAAAGUGGAAUGCGUGACUAUGGAAGAGCAGUAGAAUGCGUGAUAAUAUAACAAAGCUGGACGAACUACUUCAUGAAAAACGUUGUUAGGGAACGGCGAAGAACGUGAGCCCACGACCAAAAGGUGCUUCGCUUAUGGGUAAUAAUUAUUCAUAAGUAAUAGGGAUAAUACGAAGAUGUCUAGAUCCAUACAUUAGUAAGAUUUAUGAAUAUCUAUGCUGCAUUUAGUAAAAAUGAAGAAUGUGCGACUAAAGUAUAUGAUUCGAAUCCGUACCAUUGCAAGAAUAGUGGGAUGCGUGACAUUGUAAGAAUAGUGGGAUGCGUGACAUUGUAAGAAUAGUGGGAUGCGUGACAUUGUAAGAAUAGUGGGAUGCGUGACAUUGCAAGAAUAGUGGGAUGCGUGACAUUGCAAGAAUAGUGGGAUGCGUGACAUUGCAAGAACAGUGGGAUGCGUGAAACAUUUCGAAUCUCACUUGCGCUUUGUACGUUUGUGCUUUCGCAAAGACUAUUCGGUGGCAUAAUAAAACUAACAUUUUGCGUUCAAAUAUUGCGCCAGGUUACAGUAUACUUUUUGGUUUGAGCAGUGAUUUGAAAACUAAUGAGGUCGAAAUAUAGUUCUUCGGCAACCUUUAUUUAUUGGACAUUUUCAUUUCAGAUAGGCAGUACUUAUAAAAAAUGGAUAGCGACUCAUUCGAUUUCAUUUGCCCUUUGACUCGAGUCACGUGACCUGACACUACCUGUCCGCAUGUCAGCUGUUUAUGUCAUCGCGUCACUGGUCACGUGAUGAGGACCCGUAUGAGCCAGAAGCCUGUCUUUUUGCCACCAGAAAUGUUUUUACCUUUUAGAAACGAUAACAUUUGACACGCCUGGUCGGUUUCUCCCCGUAUAAUGCUUGUGAAUCUUUAGGAAUCAUCUUUAUUUGUCAUGUCUUCUCGAGUGCACUUGGAUGCUCCUUCUACCUACAAUUCAAAACACCCAGGAAAAGGUCUUGCGAGAUUGUCAAAUAAGCUGAUCAAGUGUUCGAGUCUGCUGAUAACGUGCGCGCUGGUGAUGGUGGUACCUUGUGCUUCGGCGCAUCACUGGAUCCCGCGUAAACACGAGAUGGGUCACAAUGUACGCACAGGACAUGCGCACAGCAAGCACCCAAUCAACCAGCCGCUCAGAUUUGAGGUCGUCUACGAUGAAAGCAUCGAGAGUCUCAGCGCAGAGAAGAAUCAACUAGUCACAGAAAAACUAAUCCCUGAAGCUGUACACUACUUUCAUUACACGUUCAGCGUGCGGCCGAUAAAGAUACCCAUUAAGCUACAGAGGACUUGUAAAAACAAUGCGUAUUUCCUUAAAGACGAAACAGGGACAAAGCUAGGGGAUGUUCAGUAUUGCAAGGAGGAGUGCGUGACCACGAGGUGUGGCCCUGUCACGGUGCCCGCACGCCAUCUUGAUCAGUGCCGCGUGUGUGACGCAAGGGGACUCGAGUGUGUCCGGAUGCCUGGGGACGAAUGGGCGUCUGGUCCAGGUAUCACCAGAAGAGACUUUGUGUUGUACGUGUCGUCAAUACAGACGUCUCACUGCUCCGUCGCUAACGCCGUCGCCUACGCCUCCUACUGUCAACAAGAACACAUGCUGGACCGUCCGGUGGCCGGGUUCGCUAAUCUGUGUCCGGACAGGCUGGACACGGACCCUCGACAUUACUCGAAUUUGAUCUCUACGGUCAAGCAUGAGGUGUACCACGCCCUUGGGUUCAGCGCGGGUUUAUACGCGUUCUACCGGGACAAACAAGGCGCACCCCUCACCCAACGGAGAAAGCACGGUCUGCCCGUGUACAAUGACAAAACUAACCUAUAUCAAUGGAGUAACAAGGUCGUUAAAAAAGUCACGCGCAAGAAGUGGCAGGUUCGUCACGGUCAUGUCACGCACUCCGUUUCUAUGAUUGUCACGCCCCGUGUUGUGCGGGUAGCGAGGGAGCACUUCAACUGCGCGACUCUCGAGGGGGCGGAGAUUGAAAACCAGGGAGGGACUGGUACCGAGCUUACACACUGGGAAAAGCGACUGUUUGAGAACGAGGCGAUGACGGGGACGUAUACCCAGAACCCGGUCUUCUCACGGUUGACUUUGGCCCUAAUGGAGGACACGGGCUGGUACAAAGCGAACUACAGCAUGGCGGAGACUCUAGACUGGGGCAGGAACCUCGGCUGCGUGUUCGCUAAGGAAAGCUGCCGCACGUGGAUGCAGAGUCACGUGGCCCAUAACAAGUCCUCGGAGCCAUUCUGUUACACCCUGAAACAAGCGCCACUACGCAUGCGCUGUACACAUAGCAAACUCUCCAUCGCACUCUGUAAUCUGCGCAAAUACCCCCAGCCUCUCCCCCCAGAGUACCAAUACUUUAGCCACCUGCCCAAAGAGAGCUCACGUAAGACGCGAGAGGCGGUAUUCGCAGACACGGACUCGUACGGCGGCGCUGUACCACUCGCUGAUUACUGCCCUUUCUAUCAAAAAUUUACUCUGACGGGCAUGGACGGGACAAAGAGAGAGACCACGUGUACAGUCUCAGAAAAUGGUCCGCCCGCACAUGGCAACUACGCCCUGGAGAGCUACGGUGCCACUUCGAGGUGUUUCGAGCAGGGUCGCCCCUGGCAAGCGAAGAGGGGGCUGCUGACGCGCACGAUGUUGGACUGGGGAAGCGGUUGCUAUAGAUACCGUUGCAAGGACGGUAUUAAGAUAGACAUCGGUAAUCAGACCUACUCCUGCUAUAAGGCUGGUCAGCGCAUUGAGGUGCGAGGCGUGCUCAGGAACUGGAAUGUCAGCGGUUCACUUGUUUGCCCGCCAUGCAGGGUGUUCUGCGGGGACACCACAGGGUGCCCGAUGGAGUACACGACUAGCGAGCUGGAGCUGACCUUGGAUGGUAGUCAGGGCUCGGCCAGCGGCCUCCACCUAUCCGCGAGUGCGCUUAUCUUAAGCCUUUUAUCUCACGCUCUCCUUUUAUCUCACGAUCUCAGUGCUCUGUCACGCAACAUAUGAACCGACGCCGACGAGAGCUACGUGAGCUACGGUUAAGAUGCAUCAUGUUUUAGGAAUUAAAAAAAUUCAAAAUUUUAGGAAUUCUAGUAAACAUGCGUGAAUUAAAGCGUUUUCUAAAGAGAUAGAUUCGAAUACGUGCGUUAUACGCAAACCAAAAACGAUGCAUAAGGGUAAGAACAGACUAUUUGAAAAGGAAUUAGAGCUGUUUUAGGAUUUUUUUUUUUGGGGGAUGAUGCAUCUUUGCCACUUGCUAUUUCUACAUUUCGCGAAAUGUCUUUUUUGUAACAAUUUUGUAAUAAAAAAGGUUUUUUAUAAAAAAAAUGGGUUGUCAUUCGUCUUAACAAGGAUCUAAAUGGAAAAUAAAAAAAUGCAGUUAACA